GACGUACGGUACUACGAUGCAAUGAAUCUCGCRUAAACGAGAAAACCGAAACAGUGAACGCACAAASACCACAAAACUGCAAACUCCACGGCUGCCAAACCAAGAARGAAAAAACCAYAACUCUUCUGAAAAUCAACCACAACAAAAUKAGUAGCGAUUCUUCAGACAUGAGCGAGAACAACGAGGAUAAGCUUUGGAUCAAAUUCGUUGUCAUACCGAUCGSGCUCUCGGCCCUUUUCCUCUUCAAAAUAUGGAUGGACAAGCGUUGCCGAAAAAUGAUCGAGAACAGGAACGGCAGCAGAAACGACGACGGUAGCAACAACGAUUGCCAUGAUCGGCGACUAGUCGAAGGUCUCAAAAAGCUCUCCAUCGCAGAUUGGGAAAAAUUGUUUUCGAASGUAUUUGAGGAUAAUGAAACGCAGCUCCGCUUGAGCCCCGAGAAUAUCUUGGAAAURAAGAACAAGCGCAGCAAGAGCCCCGAGUCCUUUGUGGAUCUCGAAUCCCAARRAGUCGAGGAURGAAUUGAURAUGGCUGCGGUAGCGAUCAAAAAGACUCCAGCCAUGAGUCGUCGUUGCCAUCAACCAUCUUGUCCCUACCAGAAGCAAGGGAUGGAUGCGACAGUUAUAAUGGUAACUCSGAAACCUGCAAUGAAAACCCUGGGRUUGCGUCGGAGCAAACACCGGCGAGUGYUGKAWACGGYAGCAACGACAAUGACUUCUCAUGUAUCAUUUGUUUCGAGAAUCUUCAAGUGGGUGACACUAUUGUUUGGUCGRAAAMAAAUGGCGAGCGGAACGAUGGMAGCAGUGAUAGAACCAACAGGGACGGCGUUCACGGCACGCAACAACAUGUUACACARCAACAAUGCMGGCACCUGUUCCACAAGACAUGCAUGGUUCGGUAUCUCGCUUCGAAUGCCAAGCGCAGCGUUCAAAAACGAAGACGAGACCAMGACAACAGUAGCGACCWYCAGGACAACGUCAUCUCUUCCUCUCCUCCCUCCAGCAGCAGUCURUGCAUUCUUGACAACCCAUGUCCGAUCUGCAGGCAGCGAUUUUGCACAAUUGCCGAAGGGGACGCCAAGGCCGUCCUACAGGACGAUUCGCAGCCGCCAGSUCUCGAUCUUGAUUUCUCGACGGACCAAGAAUCUUUACCGAGYACUUCAAGCAAUACUGAUUAGGUUGUAACAGGAGAUGUUUUCAAAAAUACAAAAUGAGCAGUAGCUAGGAAAAAAAAACCCAACGCCUAAAUAAACUGAGUUACAAUAG
Molecule: messenger RNA, 1266 nt
Organism: Pseudo-nitzschia multistriata
Lineage: Eukaryota; Bacillariophyta; Bacillariophyceae; Bacillariales; Bacillariaceae
Source: the annotation of a GenBank genome assembly